AUGGGCAAUACAUUGCUAAGAUGUAUGUUAAAAGAUAAAGCAUCAAAUUCUUCAGUCUCUCAUGCCACCAUACCUUCACCAGAACAUCCAUCUGAGUUGGAGAGUUUCAUAUGUAGAAUAUGUGACGAGCCCAAUCUUCCAUCUGAAAUGAAAUUCAAGAAUAAAGACCUUUGCAGUCAUCCAUUCUGUAACAAGUGCAUUGCCAAGUAUAUCCAAGCCAGGGUAGAGGUAGACAGGGUGGGAUCAAUCAAAUGCCCUGGCCUAUGCUGCCAUUUUGAUUUAGACCCAAUUUCAUGUCGUUUAUUUCUCUCUCCUAAUCUUUUCGAAAAAUGGUGUGACAUCUUAUGUAAGAACCAAGUAUUGGGGUUCAAUGAUUGUUAUUGUCCUAAUCCACAUUGUUCUGCAUAUAUCACCAAUGAAUGUGGAGGUGAUGUGAAGAAAUCGAUUUGCCCUAAAUGUAAACAUGUGUUUUGUUUUAAAUGCAAAAUAGUAUGGCAUGAGGGUUUUUCAUGCGAAGAGAGUGUGAUUAUGGAUCCAAAUGAACUUGCUUUUUGGGCUCUUGCGGAAGAAAAUAAUUGGAAGAGGUGCCCUAGAUGCAAACAUACCGUGGAACGUUCAGGAGAUGUGGGAUUAACUUCUGUUAUGCAUGCGGAUUCAGGAGAUGCGUAUGCCAUGUCAUUCGCAGAUAGCUUUGGUUACAUUCGUGAUGAAAAUAUCGUUGUUAUUCGAUAUGGAAAAUGGUAG
Molecule: messenger RNA, 744 nt
Organism: Impatiens glandulifera
Lineage: Eukaryota; Viridiplantae; Streptophyta; Magnoliopsida; Ericales; Balsaminaceae
Product: E3 ubiquitin-protein ligase RSL1-like
Exons: 3
Coding region: 1-744 (247 amino acids)
Biological process (GO): protein polyubiquitination; ubiquitin-dependent protein catabolic process; positive regulation of proteasomal ubiquitin-dependent protein catabolic process
Cellular component (GO): ubiquitin ligase complex; cytoplasm
Molecular function (GO): ubiquitin conjugating enzyme binding; ubiquitin protein ligase activity; zinc ion binding
Source: RefSeq, a predicted model, not a curated record